Molecule: messenger RNA, 681 nt
Organism: Erythranthe guttata (spotted monkey flower)
Lineage: Eukaryota; Viridiplantae; Streptophyta; Magnoliopsida; Lamiales; Phrymaceae
Product: protein FAR1-RELATED SEQUENCE 5-like
Source: RefSeq, a predicted model, not a curated record
AUGGAAGCAGAUCCAUUACCGAGUGCUAAUAACACGAAUUGCGAGUCAGAGGAAUGUAUAUCAGUACAAUCAUUAGAGUCAGAGGUACCUAAGUCCUUAGUUGAAGAAUUUGAGCAGAAGUUACAGGUUGGUCAAAAAAUUACCAGUCUUGAAGAUGCAUAUUUAUUAUACUGUGAGUAUGGACGUAUUAAAGGUUUUAGUGUGAGAAAAGGAAAACAAUCAUAUUUUCACGACAAUAGCAACGAACUUUAUAUGAAGGAAUUUGAAUGUUCCUGUAAAGGAACAAAAGAUGAAAAAUGUAGUUCUAAUGGUAAACAGUCAGCCUACUUGAAGAUGGAAACUAGAUUUGGUUGUGCUGCAAGACUUAGAAUUGGAAGGAAAAAAAAUGAAGAAUGGAAAGUGACUAUUUUUUAUAUUGAUCAUAACCAUGACAUGGUUGCACCUGAUCAAAGUUAUAUGUUACGAUCAGCUCGUAGCAUUUCAUAUGCUAAAGGAAAUACCUUAAAAGCAUUGGUAGAUGCUGGAUUUUCGAUAGCUAAUGCGUAUUCUUACAUGCAAAUAGAAUCGCACGGGAGAGAAAAUGUGGGGUUUCUUAAAAAGGAUGCAUAUGACUAUCUUAAUCGAUUAGCUAAAGAUCACAGACAUGUUGAAGAUGGUGAUGCUGCUGAAUUGAUCCGAUAA